AUGAAAAAGAAUCAGAAAGGUGCUCACUAUGCCUUUGUUCGCUUUGAUUGUGUAGCCACUGCUGCUGAAGUUCUGUAUCACAGUGAACACAAAAUAGCAUCCUUCGUUUUUAAUGAUCGUCCAUUAUAUUUAAGGCGUUGUAUUUCAUUCACUCAAAAACACACGAAUACUUCACUGGACAUAUCAAAGGCGGAUAAUUCAAAAUCAAAUGUGACUUUAAAAAUAACCGACAUUCACUAUGGUACAUUAAUAGCAGGAACAUCUCUGAAAAAUAUACAAACAGUGGAGAAUACGGCUUCAAAUACUGACCGAUUUGGUAUCAUCGCACAUACUCUUGAAAUCAAUAAAUGCAAAGAUUUUCAUCUAGAAGUCAUUAAAGAUAAGAAAAGCAUAGCAAUAACCAGUGCAUUGGAGUUAAAGUGGGGACCUGAUUCUAUUAACUCUACUAUACUCAAGUUUGAAUGGAGUUUUCAUGAUUUGAAACGUAGAAAGAUAACAUUAGUUUUAAUCAAUGAAAAUGAAGUCUUUUUACUGAUGGAAAUUAAGCAACCUCCAAUACUAUUGGAAACAAAAGACACUGGUUCUUCAAUCUCUGAAAGUCAUGAGGAAAAGCGUCUACCUGGCUUUGGACUUAUUGGUCAUGCUAAUGUGUGGCUCUUUAAACUAGCUUCAAAUGAUGGGGAUAAUAAUAUUAGAAAGUUAAUCCAGCUAUUAAGUGACAACAAUUUAUUAUCAGGAAAUUUAUCUGAAUCUGACAUCAUUUGUUCGAUUCAAAAUAUUGAGUCUGCCAAGAAGAAUCUUGAACCCAUCACAUUAAUAUCAAAUGACAAGUGGAUAAGAGAAAAUCAAGCUAAAGUAGAUAAUUUCUUUAAUCAUCGAUGGCCACUGUAUCCUUUUGAAACAAAAUUCGAAAUCAUGAAACUUAUCUCGAAACAUAUCGUCACAGUUCAUGAUUUAAUUGUUGAUGAACGAGCUGAACAUAUUCUACAGUUAUAUUCAAUUAAUACAUUAGUUGCUCUUACCGAUAAGAUUUUCGAGUUUGCUCUGCUAUGGUGUGCUAAAACUUGUGAUAAGGAAGACGAUGAUUGGAAUAAUCAAAAUGAAUCUGAAGAAAAUCAAUUGCCAAACAUGGACGAUCUUCCGAUCACUGAUGACGAUUUUUUCAUUUCUAAAAAUAUUCGAUUUGCCGCUACUGGAGGUUUCAUCAAUGCUGAAAUAGCAUCAAAGAUGACAACCAUGGAAUCAUUAGGAUUGGAAAAGUAUCCUGGUGGAAGAUUGAGCCGUCUGUUUAAUUUAGCUUUUGAAAAAUUACUCAAAAACUAUGAACUUUGUAGAACAGCAAGCGGCAUUGUUUUAACUAGACUUGAAUUACGUACAGCGAAAAAUGACUCAUUUUUGACACGUAAGAUAUAUAUAACACCGUCAACCAUUCUUUAUGAAGGUCCUUAUUGUGAAGAAAAAUGUGCUGUUACGCGUGAAUAUGUUCAGUAUCAAGAUCGAUUUCUUCGUGUAACUUUUCGUGAUGAAGACUAUCGUGUAUUACAUAAUUACAACGAUAAUAUGGCGAAGAUGUACGAACGCAUUAAAAAAAUCUUGAAAAAUGGAAUUAAUGUGUGUGAUCGAAACUAUCAAUUUUUAGCUUUUUCAAGUUCACAAUUACGUGAACAUUCUUGCUGGAUGUUUGCUUCACCAGACGAUCGUACCACAGUUGAUAUUAUUCGUGAAUGGAUGGGUGACUUUCGAAAUGUUCAUCCUAUAGCCAAGUUAGCUGCUCGUUUAGGACAAUCAUUUUCAACCAGUAUUAAAGGUAUCCAAUUAGAAAGUCAUCAAAUAAAGGAAAUAUCAGAUGAGAGAAGAUCCACAACAGAAAUAAACGGUAUUCAUGAAUAUUGUUUCACAGAUGGUAUUGGCAUUAUUUCUCUUACAUUGGCCAAAAGAUUAGCUAGAACCAUGAAAUUACCUGAAACAGUUUGUCCAUGUGCAUUCCAAAUUCGUUGCGGUGGCUAUAAAGGUAUGGUUUGCUUGGAUGUCGCUGGUAAGAUUAACAAUCCAAAUAUAGAUGUUUACUUUCGCGAAUCUAUGAAUAAAUUCGCUGCAAAAACACUUUCUAUUGAUGUUAUACGUACAUCAUUGCAUCCAACAGUUGCAUAUCUGAAUAGACAAAUAAUUUUACUUUUGUCAUCUCUUGGUAUUGGUGAUCAGAUUUUUCUUUCAUUACAAAGCGAUAUGCUAAAAAUGUUAAAAGCAUUAGAAGGUAAUUUUCUUGAGGCAUGCGAAACAUUAAAAAAAUUGAGUAACUUUGAUGAAAAUGGUUAUCAUGGAUUUUUAAUUGCAUAUUUAAAACAUUUACGUGAACAACGAGAUCCAUUUGUUCGACAGCUUAUUCGUGUUAUUCGAACUUCUCUUGUUAAAGAAUUACGAACAAAAGCAAAAAUUUUUGUACCGAAUUCAUGGUCUUUAUUGGGUGUGGUAGAUGAAAGUCGAACACUCAACUAUGGUGAAGUUUUUAUUCAAAUCGAUUCUAGUAAUGAACAAAGAGAUGAAUCAACAGGAAAAAUUUUUCGAGGCCCUGUAGUAGUAACAAGAAAUCCAUGUUUUCAUCCAGGUGAUAUUCGAAAACUGACAGCAGUCGAUGUACCUGCUUUACACAGUUUAAAAAACGUUAUUGUUUUUCCUAUGAAUGGACCGCGUGCUCAUCCUGCAGAAAUGUCUGGCGGUGAUCUUGAUGGGGAUACAUUCUGGAUAAGCCGCCAUCCAGAUUUAAUAUUCAAAGAAAACGAAGAUCCAUUUGAUUAUCAAGAUCAAGAUCAUGAAGCUAAUAAAAUGCAAACAACCAAUGAUGUCCAACAUACGAUUGAAGAUGUUUGUAAUUUUUUUGGUGAAUAUAUUGCAGCUGACAAUCUUGGUCUUAUUGCCAAUAGUCAUCUAGCUCUUUCAGAUCAAUUAGAAGACGGCGUCCGAAACAAAAACUGCCUUCAAUUAGCUAAAAUGCAUAGCGUGGCUGUAGAUUUUGCCAAAAAAGGAAUCAAUGCACCUCAUCUUACAAAAGAACUUCGUCCUUCACAGUAUCCACAUUUUAUGGAAAAAAACGACAAGCCAACAUAUCAUUCAAAAUCUAUUCUCGGUCAACUCCAUGAUAAAAUUCCGUUUUAUGAUAGCGAGAUACAUAUUGAUGAAGAAGAAGAAAUCAGAGCAACAUCAUCAUUUCCCUAUAAAUCAUUUUUUAUUGCUGGUGAUAAAAACUAUAUAAAAGAUGCUCGAAUUAUAAAAGGUGAAUAUAACCGAGACAUAUUAAGAAUCAUGCGGCAAUAUGGUAUUCAAAAUGAAGCUGAAAUUGUAUCAGGUUGUCUUCUUAAAUUUACUUCAAAACAAUAUGUAAAAGAAACCAAAAUUUUCGAUUUAAGAAAUGAAAUUACACAUGCAUACAAAGUCAUACGAGAUAAAUAUUUGACUCUCUUCUGGAAAGAAUUCUAUCAAGUAACAGAUGAAUCAGAUGAGGAAAAAGUUUCAUGGUCUGAAAUAUCGAAAAAACUAUCUUGGAAAAAUCAAGUUGACAUAUAUGAAUAUUAUAACCAAAUGACACUAUCGGAUGCAGUCAAACAAAAAGCAUCAGCAUGGUUUCAUACUACUUAUGAGUCAUGGAUCAAACGUAUAGAAACAUAUCGAAAGAUCAAAAACAAGAAACAAAACAAAUCUAUGGAUAAUCAACGAACAAAACAAUUUACACGAUUCAAUGAAUUAUUUAGUUUUGCUUGCAGUCAAAACAUGUUGCCAUCUACGUUUGAAACACUACCUGAUGAAAUUCUAAUGAUUAUUAUACGAUAUUCUGAUGAUAUUUAUACAAUAUUUCGAACAUUUUCUGGCGUAAAUCAACGUAUAAAUAAUAUUCUUGUCGAUAAACGUAUGCAUUUACUCACUGAUUUUCUCUGUAUGGAUAUCACGGAUGUAAAUAUUGAUUAUUAUUAUAAAUCAGAAGUAUUUCAUGACAUAUCUCAACAAUUAUUAUCUUUGACAAUAACAGAAAACGAUCAACAACUUCGUCAAUGUCUUCAAUCAUUAAUUGUUUUUCAUAUCAAAUAUAAAUAUAAACAAUCAGCUGAUCAGUUAAAAUCAAAUAUAAAACAAUUUCAAUGUUUACGUAUGCAACUUACUGAUGAUGAUGCUAACAAUUUCGAUAUGGAAUUAGCGAAAAUAUUCAAGGAUUUAAAAAAAUGCUCAAAAUUUAUGAAUAAUAUCAAACGAAUUGAAUCAUUAGUUGUCAUCAAAGGUGCUAAACUUACAUGUCCUAACAAUGAAUAUCUUGACUUUAAUUUUGCUGAAGCCGUAAACAUUUUAUUACUAGACAACAUUGUCACUGUUUCACCUAUAUCUCAACGAUUUAUUAAUUCCAUCAUUCAAAUGUUUAAAGUACUCGUGAUUUCGAAUUUGAAUCUUCUACAUAAUCGAGCUUAUGUUGUCAAUGGUGGUUGUGUAAUCUAUUUCUUUCUAUUCUAUUUAAUCUAUCGAUGUCAUGCUUGGAAUUGUAAAACAUCAUGUACCUCUUUUAAUAUUCAAUAUUAUAAAGCUACAGUAGAUUUACUUCUUUUUACUUUAUAA
Rotaria sordida is the source of this 4596-nucleotide messenger RNA. The record is from the annotation of a GenBank genome assembly. NCBI's taxonomy places the organism in Eukaryota, Metazoa, Rotifera, Eurotatoria, Philodinida, Philodinidae.